Teleopsis dalmanni is the source of this 942-nucleotide messenger RNA. RefSeq lists its product as uncharacterized. The record is from RefSeq and is a predicted model, not a curated record. The transcript has 2 exons. Bases 58 to 903 code for a protein of 281 amino acids. Lineage: Eukaryota; Metazoa; Arthropoda; Insecta; Diptera; Diopsidae.
GCGUUAAGUGCUACGGAAACUCAAAUAAUAUCGUACUGGAAUUAAGUUUGAAGCAAAAUGUUGAAAUCUAUUGGAUUUAAUGCAUUUAUAUUAUUAUAUCUAUUAACACUUUCAUAUUAUAAAUGCGCUGCGCAUCAGUCAGAGGAUUAUGAUUAUGAAGAUGAAGAUGAACUUAAUUAUCCUGGUGUAUAUUCACCUGAUGAUGAAUGCAACGAUGAUGACAAUAAUGGAGAUGGCGGAAAUAAUGGAAAUGGUGAAAACAAUGGAAAUGGAACUAAUCUAUAUUCAUUGUGCAGACAAUUUCGUGAUAUAAGAGAUUUAGUGCCUAUGAGUACUCUAAUUGCCAUUACAAGCAAGCAUUAUGCAUUGGACGCAAGAUUUCAACAUGCUAUGGAGUUUCGAGAUACAAAUAGAUUUAAGAUUUUAACAGAACAGAUAGAAGACAGUGAACCAUAUCAAAAUAUGUUAGCUGAAUUUGAAAAUGUUGGAGUGGAUACAAUUGACAUUUCAACCAUUCCUCGCAUUUUUAAUUGUUUGAUUUUGUCAAAAGAUCAGAUAUCCUCAAUGCAAUGGUCGGCACGUAGUAUAAUGCCAUUCAGUACUAAUAAUGCAAGUGAUAUAUUAAUUCAGCCACGUUCAUUACAAACUUAUACUACCGAUAUUAUGAAAGUUAUGUCACACCGAGAAGUGCGUCAACUGAUUGAAAGUAAAUUGGCCAAAUAUCCGCAGUUCGCCAGUUUCUAUAGAAUUAUGCGCAGUCCAGCCUUCAGGCGGAAAAUAAAUCGAGGAUUUAGUUCCAAGGAAAUAUCGAAGCCAUUACGAGAAUUAAAAAAAAAUUGCAUUGAUUUACGCCAGUUAACAAAGGAUAUGUUUAAAAUCUUAUCUUGGGGUCCUAGACAGUAAAUAAAUAUGUUAAUAUAUAUACAACAAUUUAUUGUAUAA